This is a messenger RNA of Scomber scombrus (Atlantic mackerel), 1686 nucleotides long. Its product is annotated as B-cell receptor CD22-like. The record is from RefSeq and is a predicted model, not a curated record. Lineage: Eukaryota; Metazoa; Chordata; Actinopteri; Scombriformes; Scombridae. The transcript has 9 exons. Bases 1 to 1686 code for a protein of 561 amino acids.
AUGUCCAACUGUCUGGACAUCCAAAUGAAGCCCAGGCCAUUUGUUGAACUUAACAAAAGGACAAAAGUUUGCAUAGUGGUACAGGCUCAGAAGGGCUGGGGAGUGACUUACACUCCUACUCACAUCUGUGCCUCAAAAGGAUCAACAGUGGACAUGCACUGCACCUACAGAUACCCAUCCAAGAUAGAAGGCCAACGUACUGUAGUUGAAAAAACAUUCUGGUUUACUAAGCUGAGUAAAAGCGACCCUUUGGAUUUGGAAGAAGACUCAGAGUACGCAGGUCGUGUGCAGUAUCACUGUGAUGGCAAUGAAUGUACUCUGACACUAACAGACCUGAGACACAGUGACUCAGCUGAGUACAAGUUCAGGUUCAUAACAAACCAUUCGAAAGGAAAAUUUACUGGUGUACCUGGAGUCAUUUUGACUGUCACAGCUCUCCAGGUGCAGGUGACCAGAAUAACAGUCAAUCAGUCUCAUUCAGAGGCGGAGCUGAAAUGUCUCAGCAGCUGCAGUUCAAACGAUGAUAUUUCUUACGUCUGGUUCAAGAAUGGAGAGAAAAUAAUGGAGGAGGGAACUUCUGUUUAUUCAGGGCAGUUUAAUCCUGGUGACAACGUCUCCUGUGCUUUGAAAGGAUAUGAGGAUUCCCCCUCCCCUACAUUGUAUGCUCCAAUCGUUCCUUCAGUGUUGGUGACUCCGUCUGGUGACAUCAUGGAGGGCAGUUCAGUGAAUCUGACCUGUAGUGGUGAUGCUAACAUAUCAGUUAAUUACACCUGGUACAAGAAGAAUGUAAAUCAAGACCUUCAACCUCUCAGUAAAGAACCACAGCUUGUCGUAAACUCCAUCCAAUCCUCUGACUCUGGAGAGUAUUACUGUACCACUGAGAACCAGCUGGGGAAGAGUACAUCUGAAUACAUCUUUAUUGAUGUGAAAUAUGCUCCAAAGAUUCCCUCUGUGUCAGUGAGUCCCUCUGGUGAGAUAGUGGAGGGCACUUCAGUGACUCUGACCUGUAGCAGUGAUGCUAACCCAGCAGCUAAUUACACCUGGUACAAGGAGAACCAAACACUGUUUCACGGAUCAGAAGGAAUAUACAAUUUCACGUCCAUUAGCUCUGAGGACAGAGCAAUGUACUUCUGCAAAUCUGAGAAUCAAUAUGGACAGAUCAACUCAUCGUCUUUCCUCAUAGAUGUGCUGUAUGCUCCAAAGAUUCUCUCUGUGUCAGUGAGUCCCUCUGGUGAGAUAGUGGAGGGCAGUUCAGUGAAUCUGACCUGUAGCAGUGAUGCUAACCCAGCAGCUAAUUACACCUGGUACAAGGAGAACCAAACACUGUUUCACGGAUCAGAAGGAAUAUAUAAUUUCAUGUCCAUUAGCUCUGAGGACAGAGCAAUAGCCUCUAAGAAACCUAAAACUGUAGAGACGAUGGACAACAGUGCACCGACACAACCAGCAGAGCAGCAGGACGACCUUAACUAUGCCACUGUUCACUUCACCAAGAAAGAGGCGGAUCCUCUCUACUCCAAUAUCAGACCAGCUCAGCCUCAAAGACACAAGGAGGAGGAAGAGAUGAAUGGUGUCGUGUAUGCUACUGUCAAAAUAAACAGUGGCAGUGAAGCACCAAGAAAUGGAAGUCAGGAAACUGAGGAGGAUCCAGCUGCAUUGUAUAGCACAGUCAACAAAACGCCCAAAUAA